AUCAAGAUUUGUGGCAUUUUUUUGUGUAAAUUGACAAUCUUAUGCAACCUUGAAGUGUAAAAAGCCGCCAUUUUUACUCCAGUGCGGAAGUCUAUGAUGUCAUGUACUUGUCCAAGGUGUGACGGAACAAUUGAAACUUCCAACCAAUCGCAGGGCUGAUAGGUCAUAUUGCAUGUGUUCAUACACACACAAAAAUGACAUGGAUAUAUUCACUGGAUAUUAACACAGUACAUUAUGUGAUAAAUAUAUUUUAAAUCAAAUAACAAUACCUAGCAAAUUGAUAAAGCAGAUAAUAUAUUGGAAAACUUCAAUACAUACUGGAAUAAAUACCCUGGACAGCUUGGGAACAUGUGCAAGUCAGGUUAAGUGUAAGGACUUCUUAUCAGUGAUAAUCAUUAACAUUUAUGAUAAAAAACAGAUCAAUGGAUUUGGCUGAUUUUCACCCUGAUUCUUUUGGGUUGGAUGGAAUUGCAGGUCUGGCUCAAUUCCAACAUGACGGUCUUCUCGAUGUACCCAGUAUAGGGGACUUACCUGGAUUGAAUGGUAUAGAAGCUACAGACAUGGGGAGUCUGCUGAAGCAGUUUGAAGAAGCUUCACAAUCCCUAGGUGACACCGAUCCUACACAACCAAGUCUUAACUCCAUCCCAGAAUCUAGUCAAGCAAGCAGGAAGACUUCAAGUCAGCCAGUCCCCAGUACUACCUCACUGGAAAGCUUGGAUCUCUUUUCAAAUGAAAAUGAAGAAAACACUACACCUUCUAAAGAUGUUAUCGAUAAAAUCCGUGCUGGAACGAAAAGGAAGUCGACCAUUAUGCUACCACUGGGCAUGCCUUCCAAGAGAGGCAGAGGAAGGGCCAUGGCAAUGCCAACAAAUUGUGCUCCAUUAAAGCUACAGCGUAUCAUGGGACAGAACAUGCCUCCUGACACGCCCACCUCACAAGGUUCAUGUUCUGGAGACGCCACUUCCUUCAAAGGCGUGUCCCUUCUCCCUACUAAUAUAGAUACUAUAAAAAAGACCAAGGGAGAUAAUUCUGAUAAAACUGAUGUGGUUGAAAUGCCUGUUGUUCAAUUGGAGUUUAAUAAGGAAAUAUCAAAGAAUGAAGACGAGAAGUUUGAAGUAAAUCAGGAUUACUUUACUGGAAUUCUUGAUCAUGACUACUGUGUGAAUGUACCAUUGAGGAUUUUAGAGAGUGAGUUUAAAGACGAGCUUCCGAUAGUGGCAGAAGAGGUAGUGAUAUGUGAUGUGGAGGAACAGCCCCCAGCAGUCACCGAAGUGAUUGAGCAGGAUAUAGAUGAACUACUAGAAAAAAGUGUUGAUGAUGAUCUCAAGAACAUUUCCGCUGAAACCUCUAACGAGACUCGUCGAAGCAAGUGUUCUGCUUUUGUGGAAAUACUCAAACAGUCAAAAGACGGUAAGAGGAACUAUCGCAAACAUACUGCAGACACUACAAGAGAGGAAGAGCCUAAAGAGAUGGAGGAGGAGAAAUACUUUGAUAAAAUUCCAGCGUAUUACACAGCUCUGUCGAUACCCAACAAACCUGCCAAGCAGGCUAAGACUAUCACAUACAGGCGCACAGCCUCGGGUCGUAAAGGCAUCACCUUGGAGGAUUACUUUGCCAGGAAUCCUUCCCCGAAAAGAGACCCUUCUGUGUACAAUAAGCUGCCAGCAUAUUAUAGUUGUUUUACAAACAGCACCAAAUAUGAUAAUGCUAACAGCAAUGGAGUUGAAAAGAGCAAUAAUUCUGAAUCCUCUCAAGACAGUAAUAAGAUGUGCAGUAGUGGCUACUCUAGUCGAAGUCAGACACCAUCACUUGUCAUAGAUUCUCGUCGUUGUUCAAGGUCACCCUCAGUGGUCUCAUCAAGAUCUCGAUCCCGCUCAAGGUCAUGCUCUAGGUCAAAGUCAAGAGAGAGAAAGAGAUCUUGGAGGAGGGAAAGAAAAUACUCAUACUCAUCCAAUUCUAGGUCAAGCUCUAGGUCAUCAUCGUCUUCAAGGUCACGGUCAAGGUCACGCUCCAGAUCGCGUUCAAGGUCUUGGAACUCAAGAUCAAGGUCAAGGUCAAGAUCCAUCUAUGAUAGAUCAAGGUCAAGGUCACACUCUCGAGAAAGAUCACACAGACAUCUAAGUCCUAACCAAAUACAAAGGAGAUUGGAACAGAAAGAACUACGGGAUCAUGAGAAAAGAAAACAGAUGGAUGAACGACGAAUCAUCUAUGUUGGUCGAAUACCCGGUGACUUCACAAGGAGUGACAUGAGGAGAAGGUUUCAGAGGUUUGGAGAGAUAGAACAUGUACAGCUACACUUCAGGGAGCAUGGUGAUAAUUACGGCUUUGUGACGUUCUCCUACACCUGUGAUGCCUACGCUGCCAUAGAAAAGGGGAAUGACUUUAAAGACGACCCACCAUUCGAGCUGUGCUUUGGAGGUCGUCGAAAGUUCUGCGAGACAGAAUAUGAAGAUUUAGAUGGUGAUAUUGAACAGAUGGAGGAAUUAAAUCCACUACAGAAUAUGAAUUCUAGAAAACCCCUAGACUUCGAUCAGCUUCUUGAACAGGCCAAAAAGGCGAAAAAGAAAACUGAAAAAUCCUCCUGAUAUCCGGUGAUGGAUGUUUGUGAUGCAAGAUUGUAAGAUGAUUCAGGGAAUGUGAAAAUGAAUAUUUAUAUUCAGUGAUAAAUGCAGGUAGUGAUGAAGUUGGAUUAUUAAUCAUUUGUUGUAUGGUUGUGUAAAGAUAUGCUGUAAAUUAAUUCUACUUCACGACCUC
Molecule: messenger RNA, 2754 nt
Organism: Mizuhopecten yessoensis (Yesso scallop)
Lineage: Eukaryota; Metazoa; Mollusca; Bivalvia; Pectinida; Pectinidae
Product: peroxisome proliferator-activated receptor gamma coactivator 1-alpha-like
Exons: 12
Coding region: 405-2585 (726 amino acids)
Biological process (GO): positive regulation of transcription by RNA polymerase II
Cellular component (GO): nucleus
Molecular function (GO): RNA binding; transcription factor binding
Source: RefSeq, a predicted model, not a curated record